CCCCCCCCCCUCAAUUCCUGUUCCAUACAUACAACAAUAACAGCAUGCGCUUCUCUCUGUCGACAGCUACAGCAGUCCUUGCUGCUGCUGCUUUCCUUACUCCAUUAGCCAAUGGUCAACUCAUCACUGAGGAACCCUCAGUCGCUCCAGGACCAACGUCCACUCAAACCCCAAUCCCCGAGCCGACCGCAGCUCCCACUCCCGGCAACGGUCCUUCACCCCGAGGCUUCACCAACUUUGCAUUCACUGAGUACCAAAAGUUGUUUGUCAGCGAUGGCGUACGCCGUUGGGCGAAGGAGGAGCAGGCGCUCUACGCAGGGCUCUACUCACUCGAUCUGUCUGUGCCCUGGACAUCCGAUAAACCGGCCUGGAAGAACCUGACCUACCGAAGCACUGGCGAGGGCGAAACUGCGGGGCAAUUCGGGAUCUCCAAGGAUAAUGCGACCCUAUUCUUCUUCGACGGCAAAGUCCACAAGUACGACGUCAAGACUAACACAUGGGCUCCCGAUACUAGCGCGCCGUCCCUAGGCAACGACAGCGUCCCUUUCGAAUUCGCAGAUCAUAUUGUCACGGAUCCCGAAACAGGAAUACUCCAUGGGUUUGGACCCUUGGUUCCGCUAUGGACCAUAGCAGAUCCGGAGGCUGAUGGUUACCUUGUUUCCAUGGCAGCGUUCGACCCUGCAACCGGCAAUUACACCUAUUCAUAUAACACUAAUUCUGGUGGACCCAACGGGACGAACCCAAACUCGCUGGUGUUCAGUGCGGCAACGAAGAAGCUGUAUGCAUUUGAGUGGGAGAGGACUCAGAAUGACAGCGCGUUGUUUGAAUACGACACCUCAUCCAAGAAAUGGACUCAGCUGAACACGACCGGAGAUGCACCCACCUCUCGUGGCGGCGUGUGCUUCGCGCCUGCCUACGGUGGCACGAAACUCAUCCUGGCCGGUGGAAAAUCCGUCACCGACACAACCGGCGCUAAAAAUGCUGCCCUGGACGACAUCUACGUCUAUGAUGUCCCCUCUUCUGUCUGGAGAAAAAUGGCCAAUGCCUCAAAGCCCUAUCACGGUGCAGCCUGUGCCGUCACUGGCGAUUUCUUCAUAAUCUGGGGAGGAUAUAACGUCUACGCGACCGGAAACUACACCGCCAACGAAGAUGGGCCUGCGAUCUUCAACAUCUCUGCCAACACCUGGGGAACCAAUUAUUCGCCCACUCCUGCUGGUACACCCCCCUCCAAAGAUAGUUCCAACAAACCCUCGACUGCCUCCCAGACUUGGGCUGCCCUGAUCAGGGGCGAGAUGAUUCUUCUGGCAGCAGUCGUGGCAACUCUGUCCUUGCUUUAAUAUGCCGACUUUUUUUUUUUUCGGAUCCGAAUCCGUCCAAGACGUUCUUCACGUCUGUGUAUAUUAUAUAUCGUAAUAUCUAUCGGCUGAACUGCCAUAACCUAGAAUAAAGAAUGAAUCGCCGGCACUCGUAAGGUUCUCCUCCGCCUCCCAAACCUCUUCAAUUAAAUCGAGGGGGGGAGGGGGCCUGAGCCGCUAAACUUCUACUACA
This is a messenger RNA of Gamsiella multidivaricata, 1548 nucleotides long. RefSeq lists its product as uncharacterized. Lineage: Eukaryota; Fungi; Mortierellomycota; Mortierellomycetes; Mortierellales; Mortierellaceae. The transcript is spliced from 3 exons. The record is from RefSeq and is a predicted model, not a curated record. The coding region runs from base 45 to 1337 and encodes 430 amino acids. Gene Ontology annotation, molecular function: protein binding.